Messenger RNA from Nezara viridula (southern green stink bug), 948 nucleotides. The record is from the annotation of a GenBank genome assembly. Lineage: Eukaryota; Metazoa; Arthropoda; Insecta; Hemiptera; Pentatomidae.
AAGGGAUCGGUGUUGUUGUGACCGGCAGUUGUGAUUUGUUUAUAGUUGUCCGGACUAUUAUUGAAGAUUAUGGAAAGAAGAGGAGGCAGAGGUGGUCCUUCUAGGGGUGGUUCCAGAGGCAGAGGUAGCAGUUUUGGCGACAGAGGGGGUGGUGGAUCCAGAGGUCGUGGUGGCUUCAGUAGAGGUAGCCGGGGAGGUAGCAUGGGUCGAAGUGAAAGCAGAUUUUCAAGAGAUGAAAGAUCAGACAGACCACCGUUUGAAGGACGAGGUGGUGGUAGAGGAGGUCCUCGAGGAAGAGGUGGAUUCAGCCGAGAUUUUAGAGGAGGUGGAAGAUCUGCCGAUAGAGAUUUUCGAGGUGGGCGCAUGGAUAGAGGUAGUAUCCGUGGUAAUAGAGGAGGAAAGAGGCCUGCAUCAGGCCCUCCUCAGAUGGGAAAGCGCCCUCGAUAUGAAGGAGGAUCUUCUUAUCCUGACGCCAAUGGGUAUUCAGCUCCUUAUCAAUCCUAUGAAAGAGAUCCUCCAGCACAGUCUUCUUACCAAACACAAGUGCCUUAUAGGGGAGGGGCUGGAAGUGGUGGAUAUGGUGGAGGUGAUGCUGGUGCCUAUGGAAGUAGUGGUGGCUAUGGUAGUGGCGGCGGUUACAUGUCAUCUUCUGGAUAUGAUAGUGCUGGUGGUGAUUACGGUGGAUACAGUGCUCCACCGCCUCCAGCUUCAGACCACUACGGAGAUUCUUACAAAUCGAAACAUUAUGAAGAUGAUUGAAGAUAACCAUUGUUCAAAAUCAUCAAAAAGUUUUAAUUAAUCUGUUGAAGAGGCCUUUUAAAAAUUUAUAUGAAGUGAAACAGGUUGACAGAACUGAGAGGCAGGGCCAGUUAAACUUGAGAGCUGUUAUUCGAUGAGGCUGCAAGUGCUUCCGCUAUACAAUUAACUGAUUACCUAGUCAAUUAAAUC